GACUUUAUAGGGGAGAGAGAGAGAGAGAGAAGAGAAGACAAAGGUCAAAGCAAGGCAGUUGUGGCACUGUACAGGGGUAAUGAUUUUGGUUGGAAUGGCAGGAUGAGAAUUCAGAAGCUCGUGAUUUUUAUAUAUUUUGAGAGAGAAUUUUCUUCUACUACGAGUGUCCAGUAUAUUUCUUUUGCAGUGCAAGCAGGGGGGUAGAAUCAGAAGCCAGCAGGUAUUUUCAGAACCCCUUUAAGGAAUUUGCAGACCCUUUCUCAGCCUCACCUUCGUCUUUUCCUUUUCUCUUAUGAUCUCCCCCCCCCCUCUCUCUCUCUCUCUCUCUCUGCGCCAUUUGCUUACUUUUUCUUCUUGCUUUCCAAGGCCUGUGGGUGCAAUAUAUAUUGCUGCUUUAGAACUGAGACAGUCCCAACGGGUUUGAAAGAAUAUAACACUCGUUUGAGAAGCCAAACCAGACCAAAGGCGGCGGUUUUUUUUUUUAUUUUAUAUUAUUUUUGGGGAGGGGAAGAGGAGGUGAAAAAAGGUCGAGUUUUUCAGGGGGAUCUAGGAGGAUCCAGGUGGUCUAAGCUUGUUUAGAAGAGGAAAUCGGAGUACCCAUUUGGAUUUAAAGGAGAAAGAGCAAUUUUAAGAUCAAGAAGAUAGAAUGAGUUGUGGGAGAAAUGGAGCGGUGAGGCAGUAUAUAAGAUCAAAGGUGCCUCGUUUGAGAUGGACUCCUGAGCUCCAUCGCUGUUUUGUUCAUGCCAUUGAGAGGCUUGGUGGCCAGCACAAGGCUACUCCCAAGCUUGUUCUUCAAUUAAUGGAUGUCAAAGGACUAACCAUCUCACAUGUCAAGAGCCAUCUCCAGAUGUAUAGAAGCAUGAAGGGUACUGACCUGGGCAGACAAGUGACAGAUAAGAAUUCAACCCAGCAAAGAAAACAACCUUUUGAGGAGCAUGAUGAUGGGUGCGUUGAUGAAGAGAAUGAUGUGGGUUUUUACCCAUCUUCAAAACCCAUUGAGAAAGAAUCGGAUUCUCACUUGAUCAGCUACAGUCCUGUUCCCCCCAAAAGAGCUAGAAUUGAAACGAUGAGUUCAAUCUCUGAAAGCCUGCAAUGCAGCCGAAGAAUAAGCGAGACAGUCCCGAAUCCGUACUGUUUUGAUGAUUAUCUGCGGGCCAUGACUGAGCGUAAGAGAAUAAAGGAGGGUUGUGGUGGUUCAAGAUGGCAGACCCAGCCUCAAUCCACACCCACCUUCUUUCUGCCACAACAACAUCUUUACGACCUCAACCCUUUCAAAUAUGCAGUGCAGGAGUCUGAUUUCCUCAAGGUAUCCAGAGGCAUAGAGGAGGAGGAGGAGGAGGAUGAAAAGCACGCUCCACAAAGGAAUGCACAAGAAGUUGGUGGUUGUGAGUUGUCAUUAUCCCUGUCAUUGCCUAAUCCCUCCUCCCACAGAAGUAAUGCUUCUUCCAUGAGCGAGAUCAGCGAGGCAAUCUCAUCAUACUCAAGGUCUAACGAUAAAGAUUGCUCCAGUUCUUCCGGAAAGCAUGCCAUUAACUUAGAUCUAUCUGUAGCUCUAUGUGGUAACUAAUUUUUAGUCUUUCUAUAUUCUCUUCCUUCUUUGUAAUUUUUGCUAAGCUAGGGUUGAUCCCCAUCUGUUUCUUGUUUUGUUUUUGAAUUGUUUCACUUUAUUGACUCGAGAGUUUCUCAGAUACGAUGAUCAGAGAGAGACUAGGAAUGAGAAUGCCUUACGGUAAUAGCGUCAUUUCAAUUU
Messenger RNA from Alnus glutinosa, 1750 nucleotides. RefSeq names its product myb family transcription factor MOF1-like. Lineage: Eukaryota; Viridiplantae; Streptophyta; Magnoliopsida; Fagales; Betulaceae. Gene Ontology annotation, molecular function: DNA binding; DNA-binding transcription factor activity. The transcript is spliced from 6 exons. The record is from RefSeq and is a predicted model, not a curated record. Bases 647 to 1567 code for a protein of 306 amino acids.